This is a messenger RNA of Cygnus atratus (black swan), 3026 nucleotides long. It is a transcript of the gene CAVIN1, whose product is annotated as caveolae associated protein 1. Gene Ontology annotation, cellular component: cytoplasm; caveola. Gene Ontology annotation, biological process: transcription initiation at RNA polymerase I promoter; termination of RNA polymerase I transcription. The coding region runs from base 477 to 1562 and encodes 361 amino acids. The transcript has 4 exons. Gene Ontology annotation, molecular function: rRNA primary transcript binding. The record is from RefSeq and is a predicted model, not a curated record. Lineage: Eukaryota; Metazoa; Chordata; Aves; Anseriformes; Anatidae.
CUGCCUAUAUAAAGAGUCCGCGGUGGCGCCGUGAAAUUGCUGAGAUAUUCGAAUGAUCUGAGAUAUUUCUGGGAUAUUUCAAUAUCUGUGGCACAGCCUAGGCGUGGAAGAUCCAAGGCUCAAACUGUGUCUGCGCAAUAAGAGCACCAAGACGUUGUUCGCGCUACAAGAGAUCGAGACGCUUUUCACUUGCCCUUUGGGAUCAAACCAGCGUGAAGGCUCCGAAGGGAAGGCUGCGGUUUGCCACCUAUUGGCUCUUCCCGCCUGAUGCGCUCGCUCUGCUGCUGGUGGUUUUUAUUCCCAGCUGGGGAAACCGAGGCGCAGCGAUUGCGCCGAAGUCACACAGGGCAGAGCUGGGACGAGAGCGGCGCGCUGCUCGCGUCCCGGCCUGCGAUGGAACUUCCCAGCAGACAGCUGCGGGAAGCCGCUCUGAAGAGAGAUCCCCGUGACAGCGUCCCCGGGCUGCGCUAGCGAUCAUGGAGGAUACUACUUUGCAAAUUAUCGAGCCACCAACUGCUUCCGAGGCCUCCGAGGAGCAAACGCCCGAAGAACCCAUCAAAUCAGACCAGAUCAACGGCGUGAUGGUGCUGACCCUUCUGGACAAGAUCAUCGGGGCAGUGGAUCAGAUCCAGCUGACCCAAACCCAGUUGGAGGAGAGACAGCAAGAGAUGGAUAGCGCAGUGACCAGCAUCCAAGGAGAGCUAACCAAGCUGACGAAGGCGCACACCACCACCAGUAACACCGUGAACAAGAUGCUGGAAAAAGUGCGCAAGGUGAGCGUCAACGUGAAGACGGUUCGGCAGAACCUGGAGAAGCAGGCUGGGCAGAUAAAGAAGCUGGAGGCCAACGAAGCGGAGCUCUUGAAACGCAGGAAUUUCAAAGUCAUGAUCUACCAGGAUGAAGUGAAGCUCCCCUCGAAGCUGAGCAUCAGCAAGUCCCUGAAGGAGGGUGAAAAGCAAGAGAAGGAAGGCGAGGGUGAGGAGGUGCCGGCUGGUGAGGACCACGCGGAGGAGGAUCACAUCCAGCUCUCCUCGGAUGAGGAGGUGGAGAUCGAGGAGAUUAUCGAGGAGUCAAGGGCAGAGCGCAUCAAAAGGAGCGGCAUGAAGAGAGUGGAUGACUUUAAGAAGGCCUUCUCAAAGGAGAAGAUGGAGAAGACUAAGCUAAAGACCAAGGAAAACCUGGAGAAGACCCGCCACAACUUGGAGAAGACCCGCCACAACCUGGAGAAGAGGAUGAACAAACUGGGCACCAAGAUUGUGACUAACGAGAGGAGAGAGAAGAUGAAGACCUCUCGGGACAAGCUGAGGAAGUCCUUCACCCCCGACCACACCAUCUACGCCAGGUCCAAGACGGCCGUCUACAAAGUGCCACCCUUCACUUUCCACGUCAAGAAGAUAAGAGAGGGCGAGGUGGAAGUCAAAGCCACGGAGCUGGUGGAGGUUGGCGGAGAGGAGGGAGAAAACUCGGAUCUGAUGCGCGGGGAGAGCCCCGAGAUGCACACGCUGCUGGAGAUCACGGAGGAGUCCGACGCGGUACUGGUGGACAAGAGUGACAGUGAGUAGGACCCGCGGCAGCGCGGAAGGGUUGCGGACGGACGGCUGAACACGGAACCAGUCACAUUUUGAGAUCUCUCCGCCCCGGUGCCCCGGGGGAAGUGUACACCAUGCAUCUUUACUACCCUGCAGAGCCGACGCCAAUCCCCUGCCUGCUAGGACGAGGUGUAUUUUAUAUUUUAGUUUUAGCACACAGGAACACGGGACUGUUUUUUCUUACACACGUCAAAAUCACCCUCGGAGACCAUUCCUGCCACAGGCUGCGUGAGAGCCCUCCAGCCACCGGCCCUGAAGACGAGCUCUGAGCGACGGGGACCCAGCCCAGCUGGAGAGUGCUAAAACCAAGAUGAUAACGGCUGUACACCUGCAAAACCCAAGCGCCCUCUGUGAGCAAAGCCCUGGUGUCAAGAAAGCUUCGUGCCAAGCAGCCUGCCCAGCCCACCGGACCCCGGCUCCCCGUGCCAGGCCGAGCGGGCAGCAAGCCUCCGCUCUGCGGGGCAGAGGAUCUGCGACGCGCCCCGCACGCGGGAGGGGAGAACCGAGCGAAUCCUGGGGAUUUGCAGAGCGAAGGCGAAGCUGAGCGAGCCCCGCGGCACGCAGGCGGGUCUGCUCCGCUCUCCCCUCCCGAGGACCGGGCGGUGCCGGGACAGGCUCACCCCGAAGCCCGGCUGCCACCACGUCCCACAGACCGCGCCUGCCGCUGCUCCCCGCGCCGCUGCCGUUGCAGGGGCAGGGUGGGCGCCCGUUCCCGGGCUUGGGGUAAAGGUCUGCCUGCCAAAACCCUCCCCGGGGCAGGGAGCACGCGGAGCUGGGGCGCCGCGUCCCCCCUCCGCGGUGGCAGCGGGCAGCGAGGUGCCUGCUCGCUGGCCGGGGAGAGGGUGAACGCAGGCGGCGGUGCCGGAGAACCCAGCACCAGGUGAAAUUCGUUGCCAGAAGGCAUUUGGGAUGUGCCGGUGCCUCGCCAGGCACUCGACCAUCAGGGAGCAGCCUCGACACCUUGAGUAUUCCUCAGCCCCUGCUUCCUCCAGGGGUCCCGGCGCGGCUCAGGCUCGCACCCCCCGCCCUCGCGCUUUCCCUCCCCGUUUCCUGCUUCCCGCCGGCUUCGCUCCGUCCCCCGCAGCACGGCAGCGCUCGGAUCGAUCGCGCCCCGCGGCUCCCCCCGGGGCUGCCACGCUCCGGCUCUCACGCACGCAGCCAGCGCCGCAGCAUCGCCCCGGCCCCGCAGGAGCCGGCGGGAGGGCAGGAGGCCGCUCGCUCGCCUCGGCAGCUUCGCCCCGGGGAGCUGCGGACGCACGUGGGGACGCCGGGGCUGCUCCCGGCAGGCGGGCGAGGGAGGCGUUGGGCCGUGCUCAGCACCGGGGCUCAGCACCUCCCGGCGGUGCCGCCGCUUCCCUUCCCGGCCCGCUCCUCCCCAGGAGCAGGGAGGGCUGCUGCCGCUGGCCCGACUAAAUAUAUAAACUUGCUUUUCCUCUC